GUUAUAAACUGCAUCUCUCGUGUUUACUCCCCACAAAAAAACGAUCACGCUAUGUAUCAAAGUUCGAUUGUUCAUGUUAACUUGCGUUGACAGUGAAUGACAUUUUGACUUAAAUAAAAAAAAUGUUUCCAUUUCAAGCAAUUCUUGUUUUGAUUGUAAUUGCAAUAAUUGUUUACUUUGUUGUUGUAAGAGAAUUCAAAUGGCAUAAGACGAUUGCGGAUUUCCCUGUGAAGUUUCCAGAGGACAAAAAUAAGAGUUUGGAGAAAGACCUUUACGAUGUGGCCAUUGUGGGUGCGGGCCCGGCUGGGUCAACUACAGCCUUCUUCCUGGCAAAGUUUGGCUGGAAGGUGUUGCUGUUGGAGAAGAAGACAUUCCCACGUGACAAGUACUGUGGGGACGCUGUGUGCAAGACAGCCAUAGAGAUACUCAUGGAGAUGGGUCUGUAUGAGCAGCUCAUCAAGGAGGGGAAAGCUCAUGUGUCUGACUGUGGUGGCAUGGUGAGCCCAAGUGGGUUGAGCUACAUCGGCCGCAGCAAGGAAGGCUAUGGUGAGAUUCCUGCCGCUCUUGCUUGCAAGCGUAUCUGGCUGGAUGAAGCUAUUGCUAAGGCUGCAAAGAGAAUGGGUGCAGACCUGAAGGAGGAACACCCUGUUGACUCUGCCAAGUUUGACUCUCAGCAAGGACUGUGGACUGUCCGUAUGGAGGAUAGCACAGUGGAGUUCAAGUCAAGGGUUCUGGUAUGUGCUGAUGGUGCCCCCUCCAGGCUGGCCACCAAGCUGGGUAUCGUGGUGAGACAGCCCGACAGCACAUGCUCUCGAGCCUAUGUGGAGGGUGGCACUCAUAAAUUUAAGGCAGAUGGAGUGGUGUUUUACAACAGGGAACUUUUACCAGGUUAUGCUGCAUUAUUCAGACAUCCAAAUGAUGUGCUGAAUUUUUGCUGUUACAUCAUUCCUGGUAAUCCUAACUGUACGGGAGACAAUCUGGCAUACUGGCAUGAAAGACUGAUGAAAGAGGACCCUAACAUCAGCAGAGCACUUGGCAGUGAAUUUAAAAUAGAGCGAAUGAAAGCAGCCAGUCUACGGUUGGGAGGAGAAAAGUGUAGCUAUGACAACCACUGUCUUGUGGUGGGAGACGCAGCAGGAAUGAUUGACCCACUCACAGGUGAAGGUAUCCACCAUGCCAUGGAAGGUGGCAAGAUGGCUGCCCAGUUCUUGGAUGAGGCCAUCUCCCAUGGCAAUUAUGAUAAAGAGGUUAUGGCAAUCUACCAUCAGCGGUGGAUGGACAAAUUUGGAUAUGAUUUUAAAUGGUCCAUGAUAUUCUGCCAGUUGAUGUACCGGUUCCCAAUCCUGUUGGAUGCCGCCACAGCUGCAGUGCAGAGGAAGGGAGACAGGUUCUUGCUCAAGUGGGCCGACAUUAUGACUGGUCGUUGUCCCAAGAUACACAUGAUGAAGCCGGAGUUUUCGCUGACCAUAACAUUUGAACUUGUUCGUCUUAUUGGACUGAAACUUUUUGGAAAAUCAAUUGUACAAAAGAAGGAGAUGUAGUUGACAAAUCACUGGUGACAACAACAAAUAAACAUUCAGAGCUGCAACCAAAGAAGCAAAAAGUCAAAACUUUCCCUUGUGGAAGUGUGAAUGUCGUUAUAUUAAAGUCUGUUUUGUUAAAAUGUUUUGCAGAAAAAAUUAUCACAUCUAGGUUCAAAACAUACAAAAGAUAGAUUUUCUAAAGGUAAUGAGAAAUGAUUAACGCGCAUAGCAAAUAUGUUUACUUAAAUCAUACAAAUGGUAUUUACAAUCAAUUUUGACUUUUGGCACAAAAUGAUAUCUUCUAUUCAUUUGGUAGUCAUGAUGGUAUGUUGAUAGUGGAAAGCGCUGUGAAUACUGUGUAAUCAAAAUUUAUAUUGUCUGAAAAACAAAUUGGCUGAAAUUAAUGCUUUUGGUAAUCAGGUAUAGAUCAAGAUAAAAUGGAAUGGAAAAUAAAUGUAUUUUAUUAAUAUGUUUGUUAAGUUUAUUGAUUUAUCUUUUAAAUUUAAGAUUUUAUUGCAUCUGUGUUAUGGUUUCUUAUACUUGACUUGUAAUUUUUGUCAAUGAUGAUUAUGGUCUUCCCUUAAGCCAGAUUUUUGCAUUCUCAAAUCUCAUGCAUAUAUGAAUAUAUCAAACUGUGUUUAAGUUCACUUAUUCUCUUUUAAAAUUAUAAAUUAAAUGGAAUACAAACAAGGACAAACAUUAUUUUUACCCCUUUCCCACUCAGAAGAAAAGUGAAAAUGGCUAUGUGCAAACAGCACAGAACCAGAACAGCCUGCAAGUACCUCACAGUCUGUUCAAGUUUGAUGCUGUUUGCUUCUCAUCAGCAUCUAAGGGUUGGAAAUGAAGCUUUUAAAACUUGAAUAUAGUAAGAAAGGUAUUAAAUUAAAUGUAACUUUCUGAUGGACUACAAAUGCUUCAAAAUACGUAUCUAAGUGGUAAAUGUAAAUGUGACUGUUGGAUAUGGAUAUGGAUAUGGGAUUGUCUGCUAAUUCAGCUUUUGUCUGAAAACUCCAAAAUAUGUAUGUGCUAAAUCACCAGUUAACAUGUUUAAUUUUUUCUUGCUGUUGCCAAGGUAACAUUGUACAAUGUAUAUGGAAAUAAUAUGGCGCAGUCAUUUUUGUUCAAAUAUGUAUGCAAUAAAUAAAUUUCACAUAA
This is a messenger RNA of Dreissena polymorpha, 2678 nucleotides long. Its product is annotated as conditioned medium factor receptor 1-like. Lineage: Eukaryota; Metazoa; Mollusca; Bivalvia; Myida; Dreissenidae. Gene Ontology annotation, molecular function: FAD binding; oxidoreductase activity, acting on the CH-CH group of donors, NAD or NADP as acceptor. The record is from RefSeq and is a predicted model, not a curated record. The transcript is spliced from 11 exons. The coding region runs from base 123 to 1541 and encodes 472 amino acids.